Alternaria ethzedia is the source of this 2118-nucleotide messenger RNA. RefSeq lists its product as uncharacterized. The transcript has 6 exons. Lineage: Eukaryota; Fungi; Ascomycota; Dothideomycetes; Pleosporales; Pleosporaceae. Bases 1 to 2118 code for a protein of 705 amino acids. Gene Ontology annotation, molecular function: ubiquitin protein ligase activity. The record is from RefSeq and is a predicted model, not a curated record.
AUGACCAUCACUAAAUCUCGAGGAGCGACCAAGAAGUUGGGGCCCAUUAUUGUGGGCAACAGAAUCAUAAGCUUCAAGGCCCCCAAUCUUGAUCGCCGCUUCACUGUACAUGAAGAUCUCAUCUGCAAGACCUCUCGAUUCUUCAAAGACCGCCUCCAGAGAAACCGAAAGCCUGUCUUCAGCAUUGACGAAUGUUGUGUUUGCGCUGAGGCUCUCGACGCCAUGAUAGGAGACAUCUCCUUCUGCGCCAAGUGCGGGCAAAACGUCCAUGAAGUCUGCAUGGAAGCCUGGAAGCGCUCAUCUACUACCAGUUCUAAGAAGGAGUUGAUCCCAACAUGCCCGAUGUGUCGUGCUAGCUGGGAGAACGAGUCACUGCUCAAUCAGCUAGACAUAGAGUCUGAGCUAGACGCCGAGGCUACGCAAAUCUACCUGGACUGGCUGUAUACCUCCACUUUACACAUAUCCGCAAAUGUCUCUCGCGUUACCGAUGCCUUCAAUCUAGUCAUCCUCAAACUCUGGACUGUUGCCAACGCCGUCGAAGAUCCAGUGUUCAAGUCGCAAGUCAUUGCCACUUACUUCGCAGAAGCUCGCGCGCGUUUCUGGAAGGAGAGCGUGAAGUGGGCUUUUGUGGAUCGUAAAUGCGAUGAAGAAAUUCGAGCUUUCGUCAUCGACAUAUCGCUUGCCUAUAUCGAGCCCGGUUGGUUCAAGAGCGAGGGCAAGAACUGGCCAGAGGCCUUCGUGAGUGAGCUAGCAGAUGCAGCCAUGGUCCGGUGGGGAGACAGGAAAGAUGGCAGAACGACAAGGAAGAUGUGGAUCGAGAAGCUGAGCGUAGGAGUGGAUCUGACGAGCGAUGACGAAGAUACUGCGCCUGUAGGCGGCAGCACGAGUUUGGCGUCAGCAGCAUCGCGAAGUCUGCGAGGCAGGAAUCCAGCUAUUGGUCUGAAUAGUCCCAAAGCUGAAGCUACAGAAGUACCAGCAACCAGGAAGCGUCCAUGUCAAAAGGUCGAAGUGAAGAAGCAUACACAUAGUGCGAAGCGUCGGCUGAAGCAAGACGUCCGCUCCAUGCCUCUUUCCGAUGACUCGGACGACGGCGGACUGGUUGUAUACAGGUCGAAAGGGCCUCAGCUCAUCAAGUUUCCGGGGCCCGAGACACUCCUACUGGUUGCGCGUUGCGCACUGCGGAAGAUAUCAGGACCAGGAAAGAUGCCCAAGCAGGAGAAGCGCAUCAGCGUUAGGAAGAAGCGAGCUAUCCGGUUCGGCCACAAAAUCGUCCGCGUCCAAGUUUCACGCGGCGAGGAGUUCACUGUCCCCGAAGACAUCAUAUGCAGCAGAUCCACAUUCUUCACGAAAAAGCUACAGCCGAAGCGCAAGCCUCUCAAGAAAGACAGUGAAUGCGCGAUCUGUACGGAACUGCUCGAGCACGGUAUACAAGAGCUUACUUACUGCGCUACUCAUUGUGGUAACAACUUUCAUCAUAGAUGCAUUGAGAAGUGGAAGGCAGAGAAGCAGACAGCUCGUCAACCAGUCAACUGUCCCUUCUGUCGUCAAAGCUGGUCGAAUGACACCGACGUCAUCACAGUACACAAGUUCUCCGCCAUCGACGCUGAUGCCUUCGCAAUCUUUGUUGAGUGGCUUUACUAUGAUCAUAUCGCGGUUGAAGACCGGGCGGACGAAGAUGGCAAAUUCUCUCUCGACACACAUGAACUUGUUAAGGCAUACGUUUUAGGACUCAAACUAAAGAGCAAAAAGUUCUGUCGAGACGUUAUACAGGGAUUGGUCGAAGUUAGUAAAGACAUUGAUGAAUAUCCGGGUCCGGACAGUAUCCGCCUCGCUUACGAUAAGACAGCCAAGGGAUCAUCACUAAGGUUGGUCUUGGUACAACUAUGGGCAGACACAGCGGAUGCUGCUUGGAUUGAGGACGAUGAGACAGACGAGUAUCCCGCAGAAUUCUUGAAGGAUUUGACAAUCGCUCUGUUGAGGAAGUAUCGUGGUAAACAGAAGUGGGAUCUAGAAAUGAUAAUAAAAGGUCAAACGGUGGAGGAUUCUAUCUUAGUUGACGACUCAGAUGAGGACAAGUCGCGUGAAGACGAGGAUCAAGAAAUGGAGGACGGAGAAUAG